This is a messenger RNA of Metarhizium album ARSEF 1941, 1452 nucleotides long. Its product is annotated as Single-stranded nucleic acid binding R3H. NCBI's taxonomy places the organism in Eukaryota, Fungi, Ascomycota, Sordariomycetes, Hypocreales, Clavicipitaceae. Gene Ontology annotation, molecular function: nucleic acid binding. The transcript has a single exon. The coding region runs from base 1 to 1452 and encodes 483 amino acids. The record is from RefSeq and is a predicted model, not a curated record.
AUGCCAAAUCGACCUUUGUCGCCAGGGAGCAGCUCAAGCGAAGAGGUCAUUCUGUUCAGAGGACGAAAGGAUUUGGGCAGAAAUAGUUUGAAUGCAAAUGAAUUGCUUCGAGGGAAAGAAGACCGUCGAACCAGCAAAUUCUCGCAACAGUCUUCAAGCAUGAAAGAUGUUGACCUCUCCAUAGACUUGCCAUCUUCCAGAUAUCGUAAGUACCGAAGGAGUAAAGGCCAAAAAUGGAAUCAAGCGGCCGAUGAAGAUAUAGUGGACGACUAUAUCAACAAUUUGCGAGACAAUGGCGAACUAGACUGUCUCCUCGGGAAAACAGAGGGCAAUCAACGAGAUCUUGGCGGGCGCGAUACUGAAGUUGUGUUCAGUUCUUCUGAUUAUGAUGCUGAGCACAUCACAACUCAAGAUGUCAACAAGACAGCAAGGAACCAGGUCUUGCCCCAUGGAAGACAUUAUUUCAAAUCCACUGAGCUCUCAUUACAACACACAGAAGAUACAGGGGACGAAGAUGCUCUUGUCAAACUCAUCGCUGCACAGGACUUGGAUUCCAGUUCCGACAUUGCCCCUGACACACAGACAUCAGAGCCUAACUUUCCUGAGCCUCGAUCUCCAAGCAGACAUGGGUAUUACAAGCAAGAAGAGCUUGAUUAUCGGAGUGCAGGCAAUAUUCAGUCAAAGAAUGGAAAAAGAUAUGGUCAAAUGCCACUUUACAAUGAUGAUUCCGACCUAGAAAGACAGUUACAGGUGGCUUGGAAGAAUGAUCGAAUGAGAAAAACAGAGCGCAAAAGACGACGAGAAGAACUUCGCUCAUUGGGGAUGCUUCGGAUAAACGCAAAACCAGACGACCUCAGAACAAAGUACCCGUCGGGAAUGAGUAUAGAGCAAAUUGGGAAAGAAUUUGAGGAAUUUCUGCGCAGUAGGGAUGAAGUGUAUGGUUCUCUUGCUAGGAUUUCGCAAUACAGUGAUGGGGUCAACACUAAUCCUCUAUUUACUUCCAGGCUAUCAUUUCCACCAAUGGACCUACACGCGCGAAAGGUGAUUCACGAGCUUGCUAAUAGGUUCAACAUAAAAUCCAAAUCUACUGGUAAAGCUGUCCAGCGCCGUCCAACAUUAUAUCGUACAAUCAGAACGCAACCGUAUGCCGAAGCACCAUUCCAAAAAGCCUUGGGCCAAGUCCAACGACGCUUUAUGCCCCGACUGGACAUAAAGGGUAAGAGAAAACCGACACCAUCUGCAACUCAUUGCCAAACUCGUGCGGCGGCGAGCUACCAUGAAGGAGAAGUGGUUGGUGCGUCAGCGCCGGAACUUGGUGCGGACAACCGUGGAAGAGCCAUGCUAGAGAAAAUGGGCUGGUGUCGAGGAACCGCCCUCGGCGCCACAGACAACAAAGGGAUAUUGCAGCCAGUGACACAAACCAUGAGGCGGUCGAAAGCUGGGCUGGCAUGA